CCUCCAAUGGUUUCCCAUCUUGCAUUAUUGUGCAUCUCUUUCCUUUUCAUUUUUCCUUUCUCCUCGUCUUCGUCCAUACCCAUUCGGUCAGAGUAUGAAGUCGGUCUGCUUUUUGAGGGUUGGCUAGUUACACUUAACAAAUCUUAUAAGGACUCAUCAGAGAAGCAGAAAAGGUAUGAGAUCUUCAAAGAUAACCUUCAGUAUAUUGAUGAGCGUAAUGCCGGCAAUCAUACCUUUACUCUCGGUCUUAAUGUAUUCGCGGACAUCACAGUAGAAGAGUAUAGGGCCACUUAUUUGGGCACUUUGCCACCAUCCCCUAGUUUACAAAUGGUAAAUGAUGAAACGAUUGAGACAUAUGAGAGUGAUGAUCAUUACUUCAAUGUGACAAACACCCCAGAUUCCAUUGAUUGGAGGGAUUUGGGAGCUGUUACUCCAGUCGAAAAUCAAGGCAAAUGUUUUAGUUGUUGGGCUUUUACUGUCCUCGCGACGGUGGAAGCGAUACAUCAAAUCAAAACAGGAGAUUUAAUAUCUUUGUCGAAACAACAAUUAGUAGAUUGCCACAAAAAGAGUUGUGGACGACAUUAUCUCGAUCAACCAUAUGAAUACAUUAUCAAGAAUGGUGGGAUUGACACGGAGAAAGACUAUCCUUAUGAGGCUAAAAUUAAGAAGUGUAACACGACAAAGGAAAAUAAUAAUGUUGUGUCAAUCGAUGCUUACAAAAUGGUUGCUCAAUCAAAUGAGUUUGCUUUAAUGCAAGCCGUCGCUAGACAACCGAUUGCCGUUGCUGUUGAAGGCUAUGGGCAGGAUUUCCAGCUAUAUACAAAGGGAAUAUUCACGGCAUAUUGUGGGACAGCGGUAGAUCAUGCCGUUACUGUAAUAGGCUAUGGCACCAAUGGGAAUGUAGAUUAUUGGCUCAUUAAAAAUUCAUGGGGAGACUUUUGGGGAGAAUCUGGUUAUAUAAGAUUAGAACGAAAUAUUCAAGAUAGAGACGGUAAAUGCGGUGUUGCGCAAUGGCCAUAUUACCCUAUAAAAAACUGAACGUGUGAUGUGCAACCCAGUUCAAGUGAUCAAAGCACAUUGCAGGAGUGCCAGUUUAUGAUGAUGAAGAGAUUAGAUGGAGGAAGACGUGCCAAUAAUAUCGAUGAACAAUGAUGUUGCAUUUUAUUAUUAUCCGUUAUAAAUUAAUUAUGUCCACCAAUUUGCAAAA
Dioscorea cayenensis subsp. rotundata (Guinea yam) is the source of this 1207-nucleotide messenger RNA. RefSeq names its product zingipain-2-like. The transcript is spliced from 5 exons. Gene Ontology annotation, molecular function: cysteine-type endopeptidase activity. Lineage: Eukaryota; Viridiplantae; Streptophyta; Magnoliopsida; Dioscoreales; Dioscoreaceae. Gene Ontology annotation, cellular component: lysosome. Bases 7 to 1038 code for a protein of 343 amino acids. The record is from RefSeq and is a predicted model, not a curated record.